This is a messenger RNA of Acanthosepion pharaonis, 6039 nucleotides long. The record is from the annotation of a GenBank genome assembly. Lineage: Eukaryota; Metazoa; Mollusca; Cephalopoda; Sepiida; Sepiidae.
AUGUUCACCCUGUGCAUCAUUCUUUUCCAAAUUCUUUAUAUUCUUCUGUUUUGUCCAUUUGUCUAUCGUCUGCCGAGUAGCGGUAGUAACGCGCAUGCGUGGACUCCAUUCUGCGUUAAAAUACAAACAAACUCACAUCGAAGGCAAGAUUUUCUUCCAUAUCACUUUCUGUCUCAUAUCCCAUCACAUCUUUUUCUCUUUUAUUUAUUUUCUACUCUCUCUCUCUCUCACUCUCACUCUCUCUCACUCUCUCUCUCUCACUCUCUCUCAUAUAGUAACCCCUUCUCACUCACCCACCAUUCCAGUUACUCAACCCUCUUUCUUUUUUCAACCACUCGACUCUUUGUCUUCUGUUUUCUCCUCUCUUUCCUCAUUCUUUUAUUUUCCCUCUCUUCUCUUACUCUUUUCUCUUCAUCUUUCUUUUUCUUUUUUAUCUUCCUCCUCUUUAUCUCCCUUCUCUCUCUCUUUUCAUUAUCUCCCUUCUCUCUCUCUUUUCAUUAUCUCCCUUCUCUCCCUCUUUUCAUUAUCUCCCUUCUCUCCCUCUUUUCAUUAUCUCCCUUCUCUCCCUCUUUUCAUUAUCUCCCUUCACUCUCUCUUUUCUUUCCCUUCCCUCUCUCUUUUCUUUUUACCUCCUUCCCUCUCUCUUUUUUUUACCUCCUUCCCUCUCUUUUCUUUACCUCCCUUCCCUCUUCCUCCCUUCCCUCUCUCUUUUCUUUACCUCCCUUCCCUCUCUCUUUUCUUUACCUCCCUUCCCUCUCUCUUUUCUUUACCUCCCUUCCCUCUCUCUUUUCUUUACCUCCCUUCCCUCUCUCUUUUCUUUACCUCCCUUCCCUCUCUAUUUUACUUUUUACUCGCUCUCUCCAUCUCAAUGACACUGAGUUGUUUUAUCUUUCAAAAUAUCUAUUUGUCUCUCCUGCUGAUUUGUUUAUUUUUUAUUUCUCGCAUCUCUUUCUAUCUCUCAACUCUCUUUCUAUCUCCCGCCUCUCUCUCUCUCUCUCUCCCGCCACUCUAAGUCUCGCCACUCUCUCUAAGUCUCCUGUCCCCCUCUCUCUAUCUCCCUGUCCCCCUCCCUCUAUCUCCCUGUCCCCCUCCCUCUAUCUCCCUGUCCCCCUCCCUCUAUCUCCCUGUCCCCCUCCCUCUAUCUCCCUGUCCCCCUCCCUCUAUCUCCCUGUCCCCUCCCUGUCUCCCUGUCCCCCCUCCCUCUAUCUCCCUGUCCUCCCUCCUCUCCCUGUCCCCUCCCUCUAUCUCCCUGUCCCCCUCCCUCCAUCUCCCUGUCCCCCCUCUAUCUCCCCUGUCCCCUCCCUCUAUCUCCCCUGUCCCCCUCCCUCUAUCUCCCUGUCCCCCUCCCUCUAUCUCCCUGUCCCUCUCGUCUCAUUGUGCAUUUCGUUUUCAUUAUUUUCGUUUUAUCUGCAUAUACUUCGUUCAUUUCUCUCUCUUUCGUUUUUUUCUUUCGUGUCGCUUUCCUUCCAAAUUAUUUUCUUACGCUUUCUUCUCAUUUCAUUUAUUUCCUUUGCCUUUUCUUUUUCUCCUUUUUCCCUCUCUUUUUCUCCUUUUUUCUCCUCUCUUUUUCUCUGUUUUUCUUUCUCUCCCUCUGCUUUUUUUCUUUCUCUCUUUUUCUCUUUUUUCCCUGUCCCCUCCCUCUUUCUCUUUUUCUCUGCUUUUUUCUCUUUCUCUCUUUUUCUCUGCUUUUUUCUCUUUCUCUCUUUUUCUCUGCUUUUUUCUCUUUCUCUCUUUUUCUCUGCUUUUUUCUCUUUCUCUCUUUUUUCUCUUUUUUUUCUUUUUUCUGUUUUCUCUUUCUUUUUUCAAAUUAUUUUCUCUUUUUUCUCUUUUCUCUUUUCUUUUUCUUUUUUUCUUUUCUUUUUUCUCUGCUUUUUUCUUUCUCUUUUUCUCUGCUUUUUCUCUUUCUCGCUUUUUCUCUGCUUUUUCUUUUUUCCGCUUUUUCUCUUUUCUCUUUUUCUUUUUUUCUUUUUUCUUUUUUUCUCUUUUUUCUCCUUCUUUUUUUCUCUUUCUUUUUUUUUCCUUCUCGAUUUUUUCUUUCUCUCUUUUUCUCCUCCCCUUUACAAUAAAUUAUAUUUAUUAUUUAUCCUUUUUUCCUUUGUGGAUUUUUUUCACUUCUUUCUUUCCUUUGUCUGUUUCCCUAGUUCUCAUUUUAUUCAUCCACAUUUUUUUUCUUUCGCUUCUUCGUUUUCUAAAUUCUUUUUUUUUUCCAGCCUCUCACCCUGCAACCUUCUUGGUUCAUCACCUCGCCAAACCCGAAAUAUUUUUGGCAUUUCCCUCUCUAUUUUUCAUAUUAGAUAUUUCUUUCAAAUCUUUUGUCCAAACGACAUAUUAAUGAAAAGAGGAGCAGCUUUGGGGGGGGGAUUUACUUUCCGCUGUUGUUCACAUAUAUCUCUUAUUUCUCUUUUACCUGUGUCACUUCUCUCUCUCUCUACGUCUAUUGUUUCUUUUUCUACACCUCUCUCUUUCAUCUGCUUAUCUGUUCUUUUCUUUGUUGUCGUCUGUUUCUCUCAUCCUUCUUCUCUAUUUGCCAUUGCCUAUUUCUCUCUCUCUCUCUCUCUCUCUGUCUCUUUCCGACUCCUUUCAUCUGUGCAUCCGCUUUUCUCUUAUUGUUUCUUAUUACCCACUUCACUAUCUCAUUGCCACCUUCUCUCCUCUUCUCUUUGUCAGGAAGUCAUUCUUUCUAUCCUCUUCACGUUAUGCUUGUGUUUGUUUUUCUCCUUUCUCUCUCUUUGUUUCUUUCUCCUCUCUCUCUCUCUCUCUUUGUUUCUUUCUCCCCUCUCUCUCUUUGUUUCUUUCUCCCCUCUGUUUCUUUCUCCCCUCUCUCUCUUUGUUUCUUUCUCCCCUCUCUCUCUUUGUUUCUUUCUCCCCUCUCUCUCUCUCUUUGUUUCUUUCUCCUCUCUCUCUUUGUUUCUUUCUCCUCUCUCUCUCUUUGUUUCUUUCUCCUCUCUCUCUCUUUGUUUCUUUCUCCUCUCUCUCUCUUUGUUUCUUUCUCCUCUCUCUCUCUUUGUUUCUUUCUCCUCUCUCUCUCUUUGUUUCUUUCUCCUCUCUCUCUUCUUUUCUCUUUCCUCUCUCUCUUUGUUUCUUUCUCUCUCUCUCUUUGUUUCUUUCUCCUCUCUCUCUUUUUUCUUUCUUUCUCCUCUCUCUCUCUCCUCUCUUUGUUUCUUUCUCCUCUCUCUCUUUUUUCUUUCUCCUCUCUCUCUCUUUUGUUUCUUUCUCUCUCUCUCUCUCUCUCUCUCUCUCUCUCUCUCUCUCUCCUCUCUCUCUCUCGUUGUUUCCUUCUCCUCUCUCUGUUUCCCUCUCUCACUCUCUUUGUUUCCUUCUCCUCUCUCUCUCUCUUUGUUUCCUUCUCGUCUUUCUCUCUCUCUCUUUGGUCCCUUCUCCUCUCUCUCUUUGUUUCCUUCUCCUCUCUCUCCCCUCUUUGUUUCUUUUCUUCUCUCUCCCCUCUUUGUUUCAUUUUCUGCUUUCUCUCACUUUUCGUCCUCUCUCUCUCUCUCUCUGCUCAUCCUCUAUCUUUCUUUGUUCCUUUUUGUCCUCUCUCUUACUUCGUUACUUUUUGUACCCUCUGUUUCUUUUUCUUCUCACUCUUACUUUUUCUUUUUCUCAUCUCUUUCUUUUUCUCCCAUCUCUCUGUUUCGCUUCUUUUCUCCUCGUUCUCUAUUGAUUUCCUUCGUUCCUCACUCUCUCUGUCUUUCUCAUUCUCUCUGUCAUCAUUUCACUUUCUCUCCCCCCCUCCACUUGGCAUAUGACGUUAUUCUUUUCUUCCUUCUCUCUUUGCCGUCGAUUCUUUCUCUCCUCGUUGUCAUCAUUUCUUUCUCUCUUCAACUCUCUUUUUGCUAUUGUUUGUUUUUUUUUCUUUUCAUUAUCUUUUCUUUGUUUUUUCAUAGCAUUUUCUACAUUUUUUUACAUAUGUCUACAAAUAUGUUUCCUUCUUUCUUUCUCUCUUUUACCAUUUUUAUUCAUUUUUUUUUAUUUCCUUCUCCAGUUAUCUUCUCUUACUUCCUUUUCGUCAUUUCAUUCAUUCUCCUUUCCCGCCACCGUUGCUUCCUUAUUGAUCGCUUUCUUUGCAAAGAAUCCCUCUGCAACCACCUUGGCUUAUCAGGCCAUCAACACUUUCUGUCACUUUGUUUUCUACGGCCAUUUCCAAUUCACAAAUCGAAGCCGACCCUCUUUUUUCUUAUUUCUUUAUUAACUUAUUCAGUUUUGUAUUUUCGCGUCUUCUUUUUAUUGGAUUUUUUUCUAUCUUGUGCAUGUCUUUCUUUGACUGCAUUUUCUUCUUCCUUUGAUAAAUCCUUUAAUAUUUUUUUUCUUUUGAUUUCUUUUAUUAUUCAAUUUUUUUUUAAUCAUUUAUAUUUGACCGCUCGUAUAUUUUUCUUCCUGAGCUUGGCUUUUAUUACCUCGUUCCUUUUAAAGACGUCGGGGUUUUUUUGGGGGGAUUUUUUUUUCUAUUUUAUCGGUUCCAUUUCUUAUUUGCCUUCUUUCUCCAACUUUGGAAUUCUUACAGCUCGUCUUCAUUUCUUACUCUUUCUCCCUCUUUCUAUCUACCUAUCUCUUAGCCUCUUUCUAUCUAUCUAUCUAUCUAUUUUAGUUUCUUCCUAUCUUAGUCUCUUCCUAUCUAUCUAUCUAUCUAUCUAUCUAUCCUAUUAUCUAUCUCAGUCUCUUCUUAUCUAUCUAUCUAUCUAUCUAUCUAUCUAUCUCAGUCUCUUCUUAUCUAUCUAUCUAUCUAUCUAUCUAUCUCAGUCUCUUCUUAUCUAUCUAUCUCUUCUUAUCUAUCUAUCUCUCUUCUUAUCUAUCUAUCUAUCUCAGUCUCUUCUUAUCUAUCUAUCUCAGUCUCUUCUUAUCUAUCUAUCUCAGUCUCUUCUUAUCUAUCUAUCUCAGUCUCUUCUUAUCUAUCUCAGUCUCUUCUUAUCUAUCUCAGUCUCUUCUUAUCUAUCUAUCUAUCUUAUCUAUCUAUCUAUCUAUCUCAGUCUCUUCUUAUCUAUCUAUCUAUCUCAGUCUCUUCUUAUCUAUCUAUCUAUCUCAGUCUCUUCUUAUCUAUCUAUCUAUCUCAGUCUCUUCUUAUCUAUCUAUCUAUCUCAGUCUCUUCUUAUCUAUCUAUCUAUCUCAGUCUCUUCUUAUCUAUCUAUCUAUCUCAGUCUCUUCUUAUCUAUCUAUCUAUCUCAAUUGCCACUGAUAUUUUCAAUAAGUCAAAUUGGAUUCCCAGGGAAAAAUACAAAAAUAUAUGUUUUUAAAUUUUCCGGAAAUUUUCUUUUCCUUUUUAUCUUCCUUUCUAUUUCGUCUUUUUCAACUAACAAUUCCGUAAUUGUCUUUUUCUUUAUCGCUGCUUCUUUUUCUUUUCUCUUUCUUUCUUUCUUUUUUCUCUUUCUUUCUUUUUUCUCUUUCUUUCUUUUUCAUCCUUUUUUCGUUCUUUCCUUUUCUCCCUCUUUCUUUCUAUUUCCUCUCUCUUUGUUUCUAUUUCCUCUCUCUUUGUUUCUAUUUCCUCUCUCUUUGUUUCUAUUUCCUCUUUCUUUGUUUCUAUUUCCUCUUUCUUUCUUUCUAUUUCCUCUUUCUUUCUUUCUAUUUCCUCUUUCUUUCUUUCUAUUUCCUCUUUGUUUCUAUUUCCUCUUUGUUUCUUUCUUUUUCUUUCUUCCUUUUUCUUUUUUUUUUUUUUUCUUCCUUUUUCUUUCUUUCUUUUCUUUCUUUCUUUUCUUUCUUUCUUUUUCUUUCUUUUUUUUUCUUUCUUUUUCUUUUCUUUCUUUCUUCCUUUUUCUUUCUUUUUCUUUCUUCCUUUUUCUUUCUUUUUCUUUCUUCCUUUAUCUUUCUUCCUUUAUCUUUCUUCCUUUAUCUUUCUUCCUUUAUCUUUCUUCCUUUAUCUUUCUUCCUUUAUCUUUCUUCCUUUAUCUUUCUUCCUUUAUCUUUCUUCCUUUUUCUCUUCUUUCUUUCUUUUCUCUUCUUCCUUUUCUCUUCUUUCUCCGUGACGCCCCCCCCCCCUUGCUUGCCAAUGUGUCUGUUCAUAUCUAUCUCUUAAAGUUUUCUGAAGAAAGAAAACUUCAUGACUUGUAA